Folsomia candida is the source of this 3355-nucleotide messenger RNA. RefSeq lists its product as uncharacterized. Lineage: Eukaryota; Metazoa; Arthropoda; Collembola; Entomobryomorpha; Isotomidae. The coding region runs from base 2456 to 3220 and encodes 254 amino acids. The transcript has 6 exons. The record is from RefSeq and is a predicted model, not a curated record.
UAUCAGGUUUUAGCUGUACAUAAUUUUAAAAGUUGGAAGCAUUUUCAGAUAAUUUAAUUGCACGCUUUAAUUUGCAGUUAAUUUCCCACUUACUCCGACAAGGGCUAAAUAAAAUGAGAUAGCAGGUUUUGCAGUGCCCUGAUGACACUAUUUACAUCCAUGAAUGUACCAAAAACAAGUCCACUUUAGACAUUAACCUUCCAAUAAGACUUUUAAAAAAAUGAACAAUGCCAUUUUGACCCAAAAUUUCCAAUUAACUUGGGUUUAUAAUCUUUUUUAAAAUUUUCAUCAAAUCUUUACACACAUUCUUAACUUUAUAAUCCCUUCCUAAAUAUUUUAAAAGGCAUUUUAUCCAUUUUGUCCAGUUAAAAGAAUUCCUUAAUCCUUAAAUUUUAGUACCCUUCUAAAUAUUUACAUUUGUACCACACAAUGGAACCCACUUGAAUACACUCAUUGUUGUCCCUUCUCUUUGUUCACACAACCUUUUAAAAUCCCUUUCAAAAAUAAACUACCUAUGUACACAAAUGCAUAAAAAUUCCGAAAUUCCCCUCAAUUAAAUUUUCUCUAAUAAUUUCCAUCCACCCCACCUGAAACAUCCCCCUUGGAAUUUACCCUCCGUUCCAACCGAGCCCCACACCUCGAAUAUUUCUCACCAUACCAACUCCCCAUGUCACCCAUACUUUUUAUCCUCUCGCCUCCUCCACCACGGUCAUGACCUUACUCUUCCCCCCUCCCUGCUUAAUCCCCCCGGCGUCGCCACACUUGCACCACGCGGACCCCAGCGCUUCAUCCCCCCUCCGAAUUUCCCCCUCUCUCCAACCACCGCACUAUUUCACAUCCGCCCACGACACCAUUGUGACGUCACGGCACAAAACGUUACUAUAAUUUCCACGUAAUAUUUUUCGGGAUGGGUCACCCAGUCAUUCCCCCCGAAAAAAAUCGUCCCAAAAAUUUCCUAACUUAUUUCAAAUUUCCAAAUUCCACCCUAAAAUUUUCUCCCAUACGGGGAUGCACGAUCCCAUCAAAUUCUCAGAAAAUUGCGAUCUCAUGAGUCAAGCUGAGACGAUUAAAAGAAAAACGAAACGAUGAUGGGGCCGGACAGGAUACGCUGCCGAUAAUGAAGAUGAUAAAUAAAGAUGAAUCAUUAAUUAUUAUUGUUGUAAAAUUCGAGUCAAGGUCAUUUUCGAAAAUUUACAUAAGGCCAAAAAUAGACUGGAUUGAGGAGUGGGUGAAAUAGAGAAAGCAAAAGAAAGUGGUAGGAGACGUCAUCACGAAUGACGUCACGCCACAAGGUGGACAGAUGGAAGAGAAAUCCGAAAUCGGAAAUCUGGACUAAAAGAGUCCUGAUUUUCGGAGGAAAAAGAAAUGAUCACGAUUUUUCAGAUAUCUCAACCUGCCUCCAAUAGUGAAACGUCUCAAUUUGUCUCGUAUUUAUAUAUAUUACACCUCGUCGUACUUGCGCCAUAGUUAGACUACAACAUUGGUGCAAGUUAGUAACGACUGAAGGAGGUCAAAAUAUUCAAAAUAUUCUUUAUGGAAAAUUAACGACGAUAUUAAAAUCACGUUAUCACGACAGGUUGGAAAUGAUAUUUUCUUAAUUGCUGCAUUUUAACCUACUUUCUUAAUUGUCAUGCCCAUAAUUACACAUUUCCUUCUCGCCAAUUUUAUUGGCAACGAAUUUUUCUCCCUAGAAAAAUAACAAUUGCUAAUAAAUUCUUGAAAUUCCAACACCACGAUUCUCAACUCGCCUCAUUUAAAUCUCCUCUUGUCUUCCCUUGCAUUACAUAAUAUGGAUUGUCAGCAUUCUCAUCGUCACGUCGAUCAAUCUUCCCCCAAAAUUAUGAGUCCUCCAAAAAAUGACACGGGCCGAUCCCACCACCACAAUUUCUUCAGAAACGGUCUCCUCCUCCUCGUCCUCCUCUUUUGCAUCUCUUGGGCUACCAGUUCCGAACCCUACGACCGAUGCUUCCAAAUGGAGCACAUCCGCCCGGGAUGUGACUUCCUCAAGGAUCCAGACAAUUCCUCAGUUGACGCAGAAAAUAAAACGUGCAAGUUUUUAUGACAAAAAAAGUUGUUCUUUUAACCCAUUUUGGAUCAGAUUAUCGUCAUAAUUUCCAAAUUUUUAUAUAUUUCUUGUCCAUCUUUUCCAAUUUUGUCCUAAUUUCUCCUAUUUUUUUCUCCUUUAGGCUACACCACCCACGGGCGCGAGCCCUUACGCAACAAGACGGCGCAAUGGCAUCCCUUCACGUGUCACAAAGCGUCCUGCAGCGUACAAAACGAGGCCUUCUGGUUGGGUCAGUUUCCCUACGAGACGUACAUCGGGGAGGAGGAUGACCCUCCGGAGGGUCACUUCCUGGACAAACCUCCCACUCAUUUUGACAGCAAAGACGCGGAGGAAGCCGUCCGGAGAAAGUACAUUUACGGACUCAAUUCUUACUGGAAGAGUUUCAAACGGAUGUAUGACCAAGGGGGUGCCCAGCUCGACUUAACCUGGCUAGAGAAACUCCCUACCCCGGACUACAUAGGAGAAUUUGAAAACAAGCUGAUCAACGAUACCCGCUACCCCUCCCCUGGGUUAAUCGUCCCGCUCAUCUGCGACCCCAGGUCAUACCUCACCUGCGAGCAUAGCCUCCGCCUUAGCAUGGAUGCAUCUCCAUCCACCCUGGAACCAACACCCACCGGAAGUUGCCAAUGCCACCCGCUUUACUCGGUGGAGGCCGAGCCUAAAGAUCGUGCUCUCCCAAAGGGAUUGCAGACUAUUAGGGGCACCUCCGAAUGCCACGGGCGCGCCAUGGUGCCAUGCGAAUUUGGUCGCUGGGUGUGGCGCGCUGGGCAGCAGACAUUGAACAAGACGGAAUCCAUUAACGAGGACCUCAACUACUGGGGCGAAGUAUGGACCCAUCCACCCAGUGGGGACAGAGAAGCCAACUUUCUCAACCCGGAAGACCUCCAUGAUUACACUUGGGACACGAUCAAUAGUACCGAAAAGUUCAUAUUUACUGCGAAAAGUUCGCCGUGUAUUGCAAACGCGAAGUGCGAAUUAUUUUACGAUUUCAACGAACGCGACAGUUUUCGGAGAGGUGAGAUAUGGCAAGGUUUCGGCAUUCAUCCCAUAAUUCGCGAAAUGAUGCUCAUGUCAGCCACAAAAUUGUGCAAGUGUAAAUUUCAAGAAGGUUUCUUCCAUAAUUCGAUGCACGACUGUAUCAAACAAGAACAGUAAGCGGUAUUAUGUAAGCGAUUAGUUACGAAAUAUGUUUGUGAAUAUGGGGAAAAAAUAAGUGACAAAAAUGUGCAAACUGCAAAAAUGUUUUAUAAUCCACAAUGUUCAAAAUAAAAAUAGUUUGCUAAAAAAAGC